GAGCCCACCAGACCCGUCCUGCUACACUGAGCCGCCGAUCACUCGCCCAGAAGAUUUCCAUGCACCCACCAGUAUUCAGGGAAUCUGAGGCCGCGCGUUUCUUUCCUUAUCAAGCCCGGAGGCUUGACUUUCCAAAGGGGGGAUCUGUUUUGGAGGCACACGCACGGAACUGGACACUACGCGUGAUUUCAACGUGGUCAGUGUGUGGGGAAAUUACUUGACAUUUCGUGACCCUUUCGUUAUAGCCAUAUUUGGUUAUAUGUUGAUGUUUUGUUUUGUUGGUAGUUUUUAAGCAUGCUCCACAUCUUGCAGUCAGUUAGGGCGUAACAUAGUUUUAGAGACAGCGAGACGUUGCCGAUUAAUUUAAAAGACGUUAUUUUAGCCGAGAAGCCGACGCCGUAAUAGUAAAUAAAAUAGAUUAAAGAUCACAGGAGAAAGAAGCAAGAUGUGGAGUAGCAGAAAUUAGACGAGUUAAAGUUAGUGUUCUGUUCAUGUUGCUGAACUGGUUGUUUUCUUCGUAUUGUCCUCUGUCCACGUUUGGUGUGCUCUGCGUCAAUUUGCAUAUCCUACUGCACUCAGUCAACGGUAGGAUCCUGCGCAGAUCUUGUGGAGACUACGCAGACUUCUCCUAUGUAGAGCUGGAUAAAGUUUUGGAAGGAGAGAAAAUAAAAACGGUGAUUGUUCCAUCCGAAGAAGAAUGCGAACUUGCCUGUGUUGAUGAGCUGCAAUGCAAGUCAAUAAACAUAGAAAAGAGUAAGAAUGCCAGAAGAUGCGAGCUCAACAAACGCUCUACUGCAGAUGCUUCAGACGGGGUAGCACUAACGCCAAGGUCAGGUUGGGUGUACAAGUCUACGAGCUACACAGACAAUUUGAUUGGGCACAUGUGCAGGAAACUCGAUCCAUGCGAACCGGAGCAUUUGUGUCUCGAUGUUUGCUAUUCUCCCGGUUACAAGUGCACCCACUGCAAAGAACUUCCACUUGGCAUGCCGUGUGUAAGAACCAUCAGUAAUAUUGCAUUGGGGAAGCAGACUUCACAAUCAUCGCUUUAUCCGAAUGGAUAUAGCAAAAAUGCAGUGGAUGGAAAGAGAGCUAUGAGCUGGGGUUCCUACCCUUACUCAUGCAUGCACACACUAGGGCAAAAACCUUGGUGGUCUGUAGCCUUUGCUGGAAAUGCAGUUGUGUAUUCAGUUACAAUAUACUCAAGGACAGAUUGCUGUUUUGAACGAGUCAGUGGUCUGCAUGUAAAGCUUGGCAACAAAAAUGCGCCCAAUAAAAAUACAAUAAUUUGGAUUACAUCCACUUUUUCUUUAAGUCAAACAAAGGAAACGAAAGAAUUCAGCCAACCGAAAAACGGAAAGUAUCUUUAUGUGGAAUCGCAGUAUAACACCUCUCUGGAUUUUUGUGAGGUUGAAGUGAUGGGAUACCUAGAAUAAACGGUUUAGGCAUUAAACUUUGAACAUGUGUUUUAGGCUUUUCAUUUGUUAAAGUUUAUCGUACUGCAUUUUUCGUUAAUUUGAUGUGUACAUUAUUAACUAGUAGUUUUAAAGUUAUUGAUAAUUUGUUUUUGACGGUAUUUCGUUUUCAAUAAAACUAAGACCCGGUUUACACGAGACCGGUUCCAAAAAGAUCCUUAUCCAUUUGAGUUCACUUCCUCCUGUUCACACGAGACUGCCUCCAAAAAAGUUCACUUACGCUUUCUGUUCACACGAGACCUGAACUCAAGAUCAUUUGUGAAAGAAAGCUCAAAACACUCGAGUCGAAGGCCCCUAUUACCGUGAAACAAAAGUGAAAAGGCGCCAAAUUCGCUUCGCUUUCGCUUUAUUUCUAAAGUUACUCCACCAGGUUUCUGUUCUCCAAGGCAGUGGCGGAUUUAGGAAGGGGGGGGCAACUAGAAGCAAUUGCCCUCCCUCGCUUAGUUGAACCAAGUCUGGCGCCCAUUUUUGGAAAUGGUUUGGCACAAUAAUUGUGAAAAUUUCCUUUAGAAGGUGAAUAGGGAGCCUUCUGACAGUAGUUAAGGUCUGAAAUUGUUGUAUGCAGCGUACACUCAUCACAAAUUUCUGAAAAUUUUUCAGCGCCCCCAGUACCAACUGCCCCUCCUUCAAAUUUGUUCUGGAUCCGCCCAUGCUCCAAGGCCCCGUCCGGAAGGUUUUUCUCUUCUAUUUCUUUUCAAUUCUCAGCUUGUGCAAAACGAUCAUGUCGUUUGCAGCUCUGCUCUGCUAACGCAACCAACCUGUUUUGUCGAGUUCGAUUAACCUUUGACAUUAGGGUUGCGAACAAGAAACCAAUGCUGACUGACUGACAUGCAGAGAAACAAAGCUAUGCAAAGUUUAAAACAUUUAAAGUUCCUUAUUAUCGCACGAUAAACAGGUUAUGCUUUUAAGUCAAGUUAUUCUUCUUACCUUCUAACUAUAAAGUUGUCUAUAGCUAUACAUACCUGUUUUUGACAAGUCUGAAGCAAUACUUUUUGACAUUGCUUAAAGUAGACUACAUUGUUUUGAUUUCUCAAUUAAGAACGUGAACAUCGUAAUAACAAAUAAGUUUCAUCAAAUGAGGGUUUAUCUUGUUCACUCUUUUUAAUAUUUAAAAUGUAAAAGGCAUUUUGAAAAAAAUUGAGCUUCGUGCAUUAAUCCGAUCUCAAGAUCGAAAGGCACUCUUGUAAAGCCUUGGCCAAACGAUUCGAUUUUUCGCUCGAUCUUUCUCUCGACAUUUGAUCUCAAAAUCGAGCGAAGUCGAGCAUGGGUGGCCAAACGAUUCGAUCUUUCGCUCGAUUUUUUACUCGACUUUCUACCCACGCCAGCAAAAUGAAGGCAAAGAAACGCAAAUCGGCUGCCGUGUUUAUCUUCCGUGCAAAUAUCCUUUUACAAUCUCUUGACGAACUCGAGCGACAUAAGACCCUGUUCGUUCGUUUCAUGCAGGAACCGCCAUUAAAUACUUAUUUCGGUUAAGCAAAUUACUAUUUUCAGGCAAAACUUUGUUUCUUUUGAUUAGUUCGAUUCUUAAAAUGGAGUUCAUCACUUAAAAAGGUCCUCUGGACCCCGAGGCCCUAGGGUAGUAUGCUUCCCUGCCCAGCAUAAGGCAAAAUUUUGUUUCUUUUGAUUAGUUCCAGUCUUAAAAUGGAGUAGGUAAUUUUGUUAUGUUUAGGGCGGCGCGUCCCCAUCAUUUUCACCCUUUUGGAGAAACCCUUGACAAUAGAAGCUCGAUCCAGUCCUAAUUUAGAUGACUUUGUUAAAGAUUGCCACGAUACUCGAUCAUUUAACUGUUGCAAGGUCGCCAGGUGUACCAAAUCGUCUAGGCACACCGUCGCUAAUAUAUAAAUCACAGCACUAAAUCGCAAAAUAAUAAUCACAAUCCUCAUAUCAAAUCUGUCAGAUUUCAAAUCCGAAUAUAAAAAAGAUGCCAGCAGUACCGUCAAGAAGGGAGGAGGUUAGUCGGGGUAAACUCCCAGGGCCCAGGUCGUAAAGGCCCGAACCAGUCCAUAUUUAGAAGCAAGCAGAUACUUGUCAGGCAACACCUUGACAUUAGAAGCUCGAGCAUUAGAUACCAGCAUGAAUCAAUACACUGACAGAAGGAGCUCCACCCAAUCCUUAUCAAUAUUCCAGCAUUAGCUGGGCUGUUGUCAGGAGUGUUUAGAAAGGGGGGGGGGGUUUAAAACAAUGUUUUGGCACAAAUUUUGAGGGCUCCACGGUGCCUGGCUGUUAUCAGCAACUUGAUCGUAUAAGCUCGAUCCAGUCGUACAAUAGAUUGUGGAUGGGAUCGAAUCGACCCUUUAGCAGCAUACCUUUUUGAGAAUAAAGAUUCAAUAUACCUACCGCAACGUUCACUUGGUGAUCUAAAUUCUAAACAG
Rhopilema esculentum is the source of this 3844-nucleotide messenger RNA. Lineage: Eukaryota; Metazoa; Cnidaria; Scyphozoa; Rhizostomeae; Rhizostomatidae. The record is from RefSeq and is a predicted model, not a curated record.